AGAGGCAUCCGGAGGUAUUGCUACAGGCAGCCUUGCGCUGAAGAGGUCGCUGGCUGCUGGACAGAUGUUGCAGACGCUAAAGAGCCUUCCGAGAUGCUGUCCAGCUGCCACAAGGCACCUUUCAAGUUUGAGGCAAUGCGAUGUUGCCAUUGUGGGUGGUGGCGUCAUUGGAGCAUCGGUAGCUCUUCAUUUGGCAGCGGCAGGUCUAGGAGAGAAGCGCGUCGUGGUCUUCGAAUCCGACGCCUCCUAUGCGCGCGCUUCGGCGCCCCGCUCGGCCGGGGGGAUCCGACAGCAGUUCUCGCUGCCGGUGAAUGUGGCGCUGUCGCUCUACGGCAUCGAUUUCCUGAAGCAGGGCCUCAAGAAGCUGUGCCAAGGAGUGGACGUAGAUGCUGACGUGCAGUUCAAGGAGCAUGGCUACCUGCUGCUGGCCACACCAGAAGGAGAGGCAGUCCUCAGAGAAAACAACGCGGUGCAACACGCGGCUGGUGCCUCGUGGAUUCGUUUGAUGGAUCCCGGGGAGCUCAACACCAGGUUCUCCUGGCUCUGCACCGAUGGCGUGGCCCUGGGGUCCUUUGGUGAGAGUAAUGAGGGAUACUUUGAUCCCUGGGCGCUGCUGCAGGCCAUGCGCAAAGCAGCAAUGGCAAGAGGAGUUGAGUUUAUUGAACAGCCUGUGAAGGGCUUCAGUAUGUCGGGCGGUCGCAUUGAAGGCCUCCAUUUGGGCGAUGGUGCAACGGUGCACGCCGGUACCGUGGUCAACGCCGCAGGUGCCUUUGGCGGAAAAAUGGUACAGAUGUGUGGAGAUGUUACUCCGCUUCCAGUGGUUCCAAGAAAGCGCUGCAUGUUUAUGUUCCACGUGGGUCAAGAGGCAUCCAGUGAUGGUCAUUUUCCGCGUCCUACGGACGAUACACCGCUCACCAUUGAUUCCAGUGGAGCAUAUUUCCGUUCAGAAGGUUCUCGUGGCCGCUUCCUGUGUGGAGUAGCUCCGCGGCCCGAGGACGACCACGACUGUGAAGAUUACGAGGCGGUGGACUUUGUGGAUCACGAGCUCUUUGAGGAGGUGAUCUGGCCUGCCCUGGCGGAACGUGCUCCGGCCCUGGAGGCCAUCAAGUUGGAAUCCUCCUGGGCUGGGCUUUACGAGUACAACACCCUGGACCAAAAUGGCGUCGUGGGGUGGCAUCCAGAUGUGCCCAACCUGAUGAUUGCUUGUGGCUUCAGUGGCCAUGGCUUACAGCAGGCACCUGGCGUUGGUUGUGCAGUUGCAGAGUUGCUGUCCUUGGGGGGGUACAAAAGCAUUGACCUCUCCAUCUUGGGCUACGACCGCAUUUGCCGCAAUGAGCCGGUGCUGGAACGUGGCAUCUAUUGAUUUGGUGAUCGCUGGUGAUUUGGCCGCGGUACAGCAAGCGCCACGAGAAAAGGAUCUGCACUGGCAUCGGUUCAAGUGACAUGAAGCGACUGUAAACAAG
Molecule: messenger RNA, 1463 nt
Organism: Cladocopium goreaui
Lineage: Eukaryota; Dinophyceae; Suessiales; Symbiodiniaceae
Source: the annotation of a GenBank genome assembly